Messenger RNA from Wyeomyia smithii (pitcher-plant mosquito), 2340 nucleotides. RefSeq names its product sodium-coupled monocarboxylate transporter 1-like. Gene Ontology annotation, molecular function: symporter activity. Gene Ontology annotation, cellular component: membrane. Lineage: Eukaryota; Metazoa; Arthropoda; Insecta; Diptera; Culicidae. The transcript has 5 exons. The record is from RefSeq and is a predicted model, not a curated record. Bases 287 to 2287 code for a protein of 666 amino acids. Gene Ontology annotation, biological process: sodium ion transport; transmembrane transport.
UCAGAUGUCAGUCCAGCUUCAGACUGCAAACGACACCGACGCGUUUCGGCUAGACGACAGUUCCUGCUUCGCGACAAACGCUAACUGGAAGCAGGUGGCAGACGCAGGAUUUUUCAUUGUCAGUGGCGGCUGAAAGAAGAAAUUUUCCAGUGUCAUCCAGGUUUGCCUAGCAAAAGUAGUGUACCUCGUCAGAAAGAGGACGGCCAAGGGCUGGCGGAGGUGAAAUCUGCGUCAACGGUUUAAGUAAGCGUCGGUGAUUUACGGGCGAAAGUUUAUCCUAUACACAAUGGAGGAGGAAGCCGUCAUCUUGGAAGAGAUCGUAGAGAGUGGGCCUAGUGUAAUGACCACCUCCAGUAUCUUGAGAGACUCACACAGCUCUACAGAUACACCAUUAACAACUGUAUUGAAUUUUCUGAGUAGUGAGGUUACCGAAGCUCUCACAUCAACUACGAUGUUAACAAGUAGUUCGAUUUCGGUACAGCAUCAAACUACUACGGAGUUUAUGGCUUCUAUGGCGCCAAUCGCGACAACGACUGCAACUCCCACGGUCGCCAUUAUGAGUCUCCACUUCUCCUACUACGAUUACACUAUCUUCGUCCUGAUGUUGCUGCUGUCUACGCUGAUAGGGGUUUACUUUGGUUUUAUGUCGAAAAUCAAGCAGAACAACACCAAGGAAUAUUUGCUAGGUGGAAAGACCAUGAGUAAAUUUCCCGUUUCAGCAUCUCUCAUUGCAUCACAUGUAUCGGGAAUUACGCUGCUCGGUGUACCUUCAGAACUUUAUGCACACGGUACUCAAUAUGCAAUGUGUAUUAUUUGUGCGUUCAUAGUCUUCGUUUUAAUGGACCAAAUCUAUCUUCCGGUGUUCUACGAUCUUCAGUUGACUUCGGCGUUCACCUAUCUUCAGCAGCGGUUUGAUCGAACCGUCCGAUCGGCUGCCAGUUUCGUCUACGCACUGUCCUGUUUGAUUUACCUGCCUAUCGUGAUUUACGUGCCGGCAUUGGCAUUCAGUCAAGUCACAGGGAUUAAUCUGCAUCUCAUCACACCGCUCAUUUCGGUGGUAUGCAUUUUCUAUACCACUGUCGGAGGUUUGCGGGCUGUAGUCUGGACCGAUACGCUUCAGUUCGUAUUGAUGGUAGGAGCCACGUUGGUGAUCAUUGUCCUAGGAGUCAUUAACGUCGGUGGGAUUUCCGAAGUAUGGGCUGCCGCCGAUCGAGGCGGCAGGCUAAUAUUCUUUGACAUGAAUCCAGACCCUUUUGUAAGGACAUCCUUUUGGGCGGUCUCUUUAGGUUUGACUACAAUCUGGGUUGCCCAGCUUGGCGUGAGCCAGGGUUGUGUGCAGCGGUUUUUGGCUGUUCCGGACUUUAAGGUUGCCAGAAAAUCUCUCACAAUUUUCACCUUCGGUUUGGUUUUUAUCAAAAUCUGCUCUGUUAUCACUGGGCUGAUCAUGUACGCAAAAUACGAAACGUGUGAUCCCUACACGAUCAAAACAAUAAACAAGUUAGAUCAGAUGCUUCCUUAUUUUAUAAUGGACGUUGGCGGAAAAAUUCCUGGAAUGCCAGGGCUUUUUGUUUCAGGAAUAUUUUCGGCUGCGCUGUCAACGAUGUCAUCCGUACUUAACACUCUGGCCGGGACAAUCUACGAGGACUUCAUUCGAGUUCGCUUCCCGAAGUCAAGUGAAAAAACUGCGAGUAACGUGAUGAAGUGCUUGGUUAUCUUGCUGGGAGUCGUCGUUAUUGGACUUGUUUUCGUAGUUGAGAAACUAGGCCAGGUGAUGCAUAUGGCUAUCUCACUAUCAGGAAUUACCUCCGGAACCCUACUGGGAAUGUUUACAUCCGGGAUGAUAUCCACGGUCAUUAAUACCAAGGGAGUGAUUGCUGGUUCCAUUGCUUCGGUCUUAUCUAUCGGUACGAUUAUGGUGGGAGCACAGAUGAACCCAAAGCACCCGCCGCUGCCGUUCCGGGUCGACGGUUGUGAGGCUAGUAUACUUCAUAACAUCACACUGGUAACACCGGUAUCCUCGGUUGUUCGUGAUGAAGUACCAAAGAUUUUUAAGCUAAGCUUUAUGUACUAUGCUUUCCUGGGAGUAAUAAUUUAUUUUGUUGUUGCAUACACGGUCAGUAUACUGACCGGUGGGGGACAGGUAAACGAUCAACGGCUACUCGCACCUUUUCUAAGGAACCAGAAGCAGUACGAAAAGGAACAAGCUAUAAGAAAAAAUAACAUACAGUAUGAGAAGAUUGAUUUGGCCCUCAAAGAGCUCCAAAAAGCGACGGACAUUAAGCAGUGAUGGGCUUGUGUAAGGAUUAUUCUUGUUAAUAAAACGCAUGUUACUUCUACCUA